AUGUUACUAAUAUUACCUAAAAAAUAUUUUCAACUAUGUUCAUACCAUAUAUAUAGAAUAAUAAUCAAAUAUAUAUCAAUAGCUACACUGCAAAAGUCUGCUCUUAUGUUCAAUAGGCCUCAGAGAGACCUAGGAUGUUUAAUAGCGUUCACAAUUGAGCUUUUUCUCCUGUCGGGGUCAACAACAGCGAUUUGUCAUAAAAAUAUCCUUAUCUAG
Messenger RNA from Nezara viridula (southern green stink bug), 216 nucleotides. Lineage: Eukaryota; Metazoa; Arthropoda; Insecta; Hemiptera; Pentatomidae. The record is from the annotation of a GenBank genome assembly.